UCUUUGCUGAGCAGGAGCAGCAGCAGCAGCAGCAGGGGCCAGGCCUCACGCCACAAGGGCCGGCUGCAGUGCGGGAUCCCGGCGCCAUGGGCUUGGCGGUCCACCUCCUGGCCUGCCUCCUGGGCACGGGCUCGUGGGUGGCCAUCAACGGCCUGUGGGUGGAGCUGCCCCUGCUGGUGCCCAGCGUGCCCGAGGGCUGGCUCCUGCCCUCCUACCUCACCGUGGUCAUCCAGCUGGCCAACGUGGGCCCGCUGCUGGUCACCCUGGCGCACCGCUUCCUGCCCGGGCGGCUGAACGAAGUGGGCCUCAUCUACGCCCUCCUCUCCCUGGGCGGCCUGGCCUGCCUGCUGCUGGCCUUCUUCUGGGGGGAGACCCGCGUGGUGGGGGGCGCCCCCCGCAGCGUGGCCCUCCUGGCGCUCCUCUUCUGCCUGGCCCUGGUGGACUGCACCUCCUCCGUCACCUUCCUGCCCUACAUGCGCCGCCUGCGCCCCCCCUACCUCACCACCUACUUCGUGGGCGAGGGGCUGAGCGGCCUGCUGCCCGGGCUGGUGGCCCUGGGGCAGGGGGUGGGGGUGGCCCAGUGCCUCAACGGCAGCCAGGCGGAGGGCAACGGCACCCGGCUGCAGGCGGCCUACCAGGCCCCGCGCUUCUCGGCCUGUGCCUUCUUCCUCUUCCUCAGCGGGAUGAUGGCCGUCAGCCUGGCCGCCUUCGCCCUCCUCAACCACCUCCCGGCUGCCAGGCAGGAGCGGGCCAAGGAGAAGUACCAGGCACGGCUGCAGGUCGAGAGCCCCGGCGGCCCGCGGGUCACGGUGGAGGAGGGGGCUGUGGCCCACCGCCCCUUCCCUUCCAGCGGCCGCUCCUGGGCCCAGACAGCCUACGUCUUCGGGGUGCUGGCCUGGGUCAACGCCCUCACCAACGGCACCAUGCCCGCCGUCCAGUCCUACUCUUGCCUCCCUUACGGGGACCUCGCCUUCCACCUCUCGGCCACCUUAGCCGCCCUGGCCAACCCCCUGGCCUGCUUCCUGGGCAUGUUCCUGCCAAACAGGUCCCUGGUGCUGAUGGGGAGCCUCACCCUGGCCGGAACCCUCCUCGCCUCCUACAUCAUGUCCAUGGCUGUGCUGAGCCCCUGCCCACCCUUCUUGCACCUGCCUGUGGGGGUCAUCCUCAUUGUGCUGUGCUGGGUGCUCUUUGUGGGCAUCCUUUCCUACGUCAAGCUGAUGAUCGGGAUGAUCCUGCGGGACGAGGGGCACUGUGCCCUCGUCUGGUGUGGGGCCGUGGUGCAGGUGGGCUCGAUGGUGGGGGCCCUCACCAUCUUCCCGAUGGUCAACGUCUACGGCCUCUUCCGCUCGGGGGACCCGUGCCACAGCAGCUGCCCCAGCUGAAGGGGGCCACGCAGGGGCAGAGGCGGUGCUCCCGGGCGGACCCGAGGGGCUGCACCGCAUCGUCCGACGAGAGGUUCCGGAAGGGCUUGCCAU
Messenger RNA from Gekko japonicus, 1475 nucleotides. Its product is annotated as riboflavin transporter 2-like. The record is from RefSeq and is a predicted model, not a curated record. The transcript has 4 exons. The coding region runs from base 87 to 1382 and encodes 431 amino acids. Gene Ontology annotation, cellular component: plasma membrane. Lineage: Eukaryota; Metazoa; Chordata; Lepidosauria; Squamata; Gekkonidae. Gene Ontology annotation, molecular function: riboflavin transmembrane transporter activity. Gene Ontology annotation, biological process: riboflavin transport.